AUGGCACAUACGCUCGUCUACCCGGGGAUGUUGAAACACGCAGCCCCGCGUGGUCAGGAACGAGCUCGAAAGCUCGGGCGCGCGAGUAGCCGGGGGCCGGAGGCCCCUAUCGUAGCAUAUAACCACCCCACGCGAUGUACGUACCGCACGCGAUUGUCCCUUAUGGGCAUCGCUAUGCUCGUGGACAAACGCGCCCCCGCACCGUUCGCACCAUUGUUCCAACAGGGGAAGUAUUUCUUUUAUCUCCUUGGGAAUACACCUGCGGUAUGCCUGACGAGGGACAUCCCGCCAGAGGAGCCCGCAAAUGUACUCCUGUUGGGCUGCGGUGACCCACGAAGUGUUCUUUUCACUAUUUUCUCGGAGCCUCAGAAAGAGAGCCGUGCGCUCGAUUUUACGUGCUGCGAUAUCGAGCCGGCAGUUCUAGCGCGUAAUGUACUCUUGUUGACGCUUGUUGCGGACAACCAGCUUUAUGCGAACAGCAUGUGGAAUAUCUUCUUCCACACCAAUGCAAAAAAGCUCAUCCAACUGUCGGAUAGCCUCACUGUCUGGAUGAAAUCGCCGUAUGGUCAGUUCAUUGGGAUGAGUACGGAAUACACCCUAUCCGAGCUGCGGCGCCACUGGACACUCUACGUCGACAUGCCCAACCUGCCGUUCUCGCGGGUCAAACCGAUUCGGGACAAGUUCACACAGAUUGCCAAAUCCAAGGCGCAACGUCCCGGGCGCAACAUAAGCACAGCACGCGGCGCCGGUCCCCUUAUUUUCCAAGCGGUGGAGGUCACGUCGCGACAAUACGACUCCUACUGGAAGACGGGUACCACAUUCUCAGAUCAAAGUCUCAUUAACGCCGCAAAGUUUCUCAAUCCUACAUUUGCUUAUUCGUUUGCCGGCGAGGGCUUCGCGGUGCACUACGGUACGGAUCCGAUGGAGAGCUUCCAUCUCGUAGCUCUCUUCGGCAACGCACGAGGGCCAAUCACCGUCUCUGACGUUGUCAAAGCCGCCAAAGCCGAAUUCAGCGACUGGUGCACGGCUUUCUCAUCUGCUGUCUCCGAUGCCUCGCGCGUUCUUACCGUCCGCUUCUUUCUUGCCGAAGCCAUGGCCGCAUGUCGCGCCCUACACGACUUCGUCGAGACUGGGACGCUCGAAACCACAGUAUAUGUCGCUCAGUGGAACACGCAGCUGAUUCUGUUCAAUCAGGCAGAGUACGUGUCCGGAGCGGCCCCCGCCCGCUUCAACGUCGUUGAUACGUCGAACCUGGACGACCAUAUCGGGCUCCUGAAUGUUGUCAUCGCUGCUACCCCCCUCCUUGCACCACCCCCGCGACUUAUUGCAUUGUACACGGAGUCAUUACUGGCACGCGGAGAGGAUGCGACAAGGGAGUUCUCCCAGCGACUGUAUGCGAACCUUACUGUCAUGUCCUUGCUCCUGGGUGUCGCGCCAAUCGACUACGUAUCAAGCUUCACCUCUCGAUCGAACACGCACGAGCUAAUGCUGUACCUUUCUCAAAAGAGAGAAUCUAGUCAAUUCCAACAGGUGACCACUUGGAAGCGUCCCGUAUCUGGAGACGCGUAUGCUUUCCGCGGUGGAGGAGGUUGCCUGCCGCCCACGUUUGAUAGCAUUCAGCUUGGUACGCUCCUAUACGACAUGUACCACGACCUGUUUGAGCAGGAAGACGCAAGACACUUCUGGCGGCUUAACCAGGGAAACAUUAUGAAAGCCAUCUCGAGGUCUAACAUGAUUCACUAUACACGCGAGAGCUUCGUAUUGUUCUUGAAGCUCGUGAGGGAUCGUCUCCAUCUCUCGCGAGAGAUGGAUAGAGUCCGAGUCAUCCUCGUAAUCCCACGUGACAAAUUAACUGUCCUCGACGAUGCUUCCGAUGAAAUCGCCACCCCUUUGCUACAAUGCGAUAUCCGAGGCGAUUGGUCGCACAACAUCUUCUCUUCUGUCCAUGUAGCCUUCGGGCGCGCUAUAAAAAUGGGGACGAAGGCACACCCUUGGGUCACGUUCGAGGCGGACCCAGAAGGAUGGAGUGGCACAUCAUCCCUCGUAGCAUCAUUUACCAUGGCAUCACGGUAUCUUACGGACAUCGAGCCCGCUCAUCGACUGCGAGUGACAGUCUCGGUUCGCUCCACGCACGCCUCAGUGCUGCUGACUGAUAAACUCGGCGUUGCGCUCAUUGUUCAUGAAGCUAAAUUAAUGGACGAAACCGCGGUCUUUGUUCUCCCUGAGCAUCCUCUACCUACGAGGAACCAGGCUGGCGCAUCGGGCGUUCUUCGGUCACCGGGAGCUACCAUUCGAGAAGAGCUUGGACAAUCUCAUAGCGUUGUCGUCGAACUGGACGAGCAGUGUGAGCUGGUUUCGGCACUGACAUCACGUAUAUCCGUCGAGAACGAAGACGCAAAGCGUGCAUUCGCAGCAGGUGCUCUGCCAAGCGUCAAGCAGGUGUCUCCUUCUACAAUCAGGCUCACCCUGGAUGGACGGGUGCAAGACGUCACGUACCCAUUCCCCGUCAUCGGCGGCCAGAAUAAGCUUCGUCUGGCACGCAAGUCGUUGUACAUCGAGGUUGUCGUGCCAAUUUACGGACCGUUUCAACCAGAAGGCAUGAAGCUCAAUCCGUUUACUGUAGCAGCGAUAGAAGGCACUCUGGACCUCUGGAGCAUUCACCGGGUGAAUCUAUCCACCCUCCCGGUCCUCGACACCAAAGCCUCGAAACUGGCAGACUGGUUGAACCCACACAUUGGCUCAAUGAUGUCCAAAAGGGAACGGUCUCUGCGCAAGAAGCAUAAGGAGGAUAUACUGAUGUAUGUUAAGGACACAAUCCAUGCCAUCCUUGUUCGAGCAUCUGGUAUCCAAGUGGGCCCCCCUUGUCGCCUGUUUGCUUUGCGCGAUCAUACCACGAGAAACAGCGACACGGUCAUUUUCGUCGACACUAUCAGAUACGAUAUGCAUCGCCACACUGUCGUGUGCGACGGCUUUGUGCUGCCUCUGACCAUCGACCUCCUUCGUCGUUUGGAGCAACCAUUCUGCAAAUUGAUCGCUCCUGGAAGAAUGGUCGAUGUGACUGUAUUCGGGGAUGAGAUGCGAGCAUGGAAGCAGCUAUUUCCUGCACUUGCUGAACGAUGCCGCACAUCGUGGACUCAUGGUCCUAACUGCGAGUACAGAUCGCAAGGAAAAAUUCCAUUGACAGAGGACAUGGAAGUAGAUCCCCUAUGCAGCUGCGGCAGAGGGCAAGAUACCGAAAGGAUGCAGACGGUUGACAUAUGGAGACCAUUUGCACCCCAUGUCACCCGGAUUGCUAUUUCCCCGCUAUUCGCUGUCUCCUACCUUGAGACGAUUGGCCGUGAUCCUGACGCUCACAGGUGCUUUGUGUGCAGAGGCAAGGGCAAGCCCAGGAUCAGAGCUUGUGGCGGAUGCAAGAAGGUGCGCUAUUGUUCCGCGGCAUGCCAAAAGAAGCACUGGAAGAUACACAAAUCGCAGUGUAAGCCGUGA
Postia placenta MAD-698-R-SB12 is the source of this 3486-nucleotide messenger RNA. RefSeq lists its product as hypothetical. Gene Ontology annotation, biological process: regulation of transcription by RNA polymerase II. Gene Ontology annotation, molecular function: DNA-binding transcription factor activity, RNA polymerase II-specific. Gene Ontology annotation, cellular component: nucleus. Lineage: Eukaryota; Fungi; Basidiomycota; Agaricomycetes; Polyporales; Adustoporiaceae. The record is from RefSeq and is a predicted model, not a curated record. The transcript has 6 exons. The coding region runs from base 1 to 3486 and encodes 1161 amino acids.